AUGCACUGUACCUGGGGAGAGUGCACUUGUCAAAUUCCUGGUCCCCUGAGCAGCUCAGACCUGGGAAGGGCACAAAACACGGGCCCAGUUGAGUCUGUGCCUUUGUGGAUUACCUGGGAACCUGAACAGUGUAGAUCUGGGAAGUGCACGCAACCCAGGAACCACUUUACACAGGUUCCCAGCAGAGCAACCUGGAGCCUGAGCACUGUAGGCCAAGAAAGCACACAUGCCGUGAGUGUGGGCAAACCCCGCGAGCGCUCCCCACACACGCCAGUGAUAUUUGUUUGCAGUGUUCCUCCCUCCCUGCAGCACAGUUGA
Messenger RNA from Rangifer tarandus platyrhynchus (Svalbard reindeer), 318 nucleotides. Lineage: Eukaryota; Metazoa; Chordata; Mammalia; Artiodactyla; Cervidae. The record is from the annotation of a GenBank genome assembly.